CAUGCAUAAUCUAGCAGACGACAAGUGGAUUCUGAAAGCAUGAUCAUUUGGUCAACGACGAGAGUGAAACAAGGAGAUUCACGUGCUUAAUGUUUUCUGUGGAUAAUCGCUGUAAGAUUUGUUGCAAUUGAUGAUCAGAAAAUAUUUUUAAAAUGAGUGAAAAAGAAAGUGAGAAGAAUGGAAAUGCCCAAGAGGUUCAACAGAAAUUAUUUCAAAGUGCAAUGAAAGUCACAAAGUACUCUAAUGAAUUACCAAGUAGUGGUUCAGACUGGGAUUACUACCAAAGUUAUCCAGUGUAUGCCAGCGCAAUGAAAGAAUUUGGUGGUCGCAUUACUAACUUGAUGACCAAAAUUUACGGACACUAUGGACUAACAGGAAAGGUGGGAAAAUUGGAUUUGGAAGAGCAGAUGGAGCUGGUGUCGGACAACAAUGACAUCUUGAUGGAGCGAAUAAAUCUUUCUCUAGAUGAAGCUGCUGGGUUAAAAAAACAAGCAGAAACUGUAGUUGUUGAGAUGAUGGCCAAAACUACAAAUAUUAAUGGCAGUUGGAAUCGGCAUUCUGUGAGUUCACCAGCGACCUCUUACAAACUUCUCUCUGCUAAAAACAUUCUGAGACCACAGUUGAAAUUCAAAGAGAAAAUCAAGAAUUCACCUGGACCGUUUAUCCCUAAAAUCAAAGAUAAGCCUCAUUCGUUGAAACCGCUGGCGAUACUAUUAGAAUUGAAUGACUUUGGCGAUGAAGAGUUUAGCCAUCCGUACGAAUUUGAAUUGGAACGUUUUACACCGGAUCCAAAGUUCUUCACCGUACUUGAUGAAGUGCCUCAUUUCCCAAGUGUUCAAGAAAUCCCUUUGGUAAUGAUAGAUACUGAAGAAGGUUUAAAAAGUCUAUUGAAAGUUUUGCUUGAGGAAACUGUGAUUGCUGUAGAUCUUGAGGCCCAUUCAUAUCGAUCCUUUCAAGGGCUAACAUGCUUAAUGCAAAUUUCAACAAGCAGUUCUGACUACAUUAUAGACACUUUAGAGCUAUGGGAUCAACUACAGCCUUUGAAUGAAGUUUUCUGCAACCCAAAGAUUGUUAAGAUUUUUCAUGGAGCUGAUAUGGAUAUUCAGUGGCUUCAGCGGGAUUUCGGUAUCUACGUCGUUAAUCUUUUCGACACUUACCACGCUGCCAAACUAUUGGGCUUUGCACAGCUGUCCUUGUCCUUCCUCCUUCGUCAUUAUUGCCAAGUUAUUGCUGACAAACAAUACCAGCUAGCCGAUUGGCGAAUUCGUCCCUUGCCUGAGCAAAUGGUCAAUUAUGCUCGAGAAGAUACCCACUACCUAGGAUACAUUUACGAAAAGAUGAAAAAGGAUUUGAAGAUGAAGGGAACAGGAGAUAAUUUGCUGACAGCAGUUUGGCAAAACAGCCGACUGGUUUGUCUCAAACGUUACAGAAUUCCCCCUAUCACUGCCGAAAGUCACUUGGAAUUGUAUAGGCUCAGCAAGAAGAUUUUCAACGAACGUCAGCUCUUUGCAUUAAAAGAACUGUUUGCUUGGCGCGAUCGAAUAGCUCGAGAAGAAGACGAGAGCACUGGUUUUGUUCUACCCAAACACAUGUUGUUACAAAUCGCCGAUGUUCUACCUAAGGAGAUGCAAGGUAUCCUUGCCUGUUGCUCGCCCAUCCCUUCGCUCGUUCGUCAGCAUUUACUUCAUCUCCAUGGAAUCAUAUUAAAAGCAAGAGAGAUGCCUCUCGCCACUCUACAACAUCACGGCCAGCCAUUAGCCAUCCCGAAAAUGAUGCCGACUCCAUUGGAUCAAGACACCGAAGACCCCCUUUAUUGUAUGCACGACUUGACACAUUCUCAGGACAUCCGAGACGACCUACCCACUCUGCUGAAUCCGCAAACGAUCGAAUCAAUGGCGUCAAAAUCCGAGGAGUUUGGAGUCCGCAUCACUGUAAAAGAGUUCCCACAAGCUCUAAUCUUCGCUGAAUCGGCCCAGCCUGGCAUCGUGACAAAUGUAUCAACUAAUUUUGUUUCUCCAUACACAAGAUAUAUUCGUGUCAGAGCUCUAAAGUCGGCUGAAGAAGCCGCAGAAGCACAACGUGUCGAAAAGUUGCGCCAACAUUUCAUGGAAGAAUUGGCGCAUUCAACACCCGAUGCCCAGCGUGAAGCGGAAGCGAUGGAAGAAGAGGCGGAAGCAGUACCAGUAGUUCCUGCGAAGAAAAAGAAGUUGGCGUUGAAAGCGCAGGGACUUAACAAGAAGAAGAAGAAAGUUGGAAGUUCUAAACGAGUAACGGCUACUCCUGAAACAUCUGUAAUUCCAUCAAACUCCAGCUCCCCAUCGAAAAAGUCGGCGGAUGCAGUAUUGCCGUCAGCAUCCAAGAGCCCUAAUCCAGCAACAUCCAAGAGCCCCAAUCCAGCAACAUCCAAGAGCCCCAAUCCAGGAAUGAAGAAAAAAUCAUUAAAACGACCAGCGAGUAAAGAAGCAGGAAAUGACAGCGGGGCUAAUUUCGAACCAUUUGAUUAUUCCCAGGUUGAUUAUCACGCUUUUAAAAGGAGCGCACUGCGUGAAGAUGGUGAUGGACGCGGUCGGGGUCGAGGAAGAGGCCGUGGUGGCAAAAACCGAAGAGGUGGUCCCGGACAUAACAAUAACAGAAUUCACAGAAAGGGUGGUCAAAAGAGUCUUACGUAUUCAUCGAAAUAAGUUAAUCUACACUUUUGAAAAAUUAAUUUUUGAACGUCGUAUUCUUGUACUGUUGUGGAUGAAUCCGUGAACCUGUUUCUCCUCUCUUAAAAAUUGUUCGAUUUUCAAUCGUUUUGAAGUAAACAAGACACCGUUUGAAAAGAA
Messenger RNA from Daphnia pulicaria, 2825 nucleotides. RefSeq names its product exosome component 10-like (gene Rrp6). Gene Ontology annotation, cellular component: nucleolus; nuclear exosome (RNase complex). Bases 153 to 2681 code for a protein of 842 amino acids. The transcript is spliced from 7 exons. NCBI's taxonomy places the organism in Eukaryota, Metazoa, Arthropoda, Branchiopoda, Diplostraca, Daphniidae. Gene Ontology annotation, molecular function: 3'-5'-RNA exonuclease activity; nucleic acid binding; nucleotide binding. The record is from RefSeq and is a predicted model, not a curated record. Gene Ontology annotation, biological process: histone mRNA catabolic process; nuclear polyadenylation-dependent antisense transcript catabolic process; nuclear polyadenylation-dependent snRNA catabolic process.